Magallana angulata is the source of this 863-nucleotide messenger RNA. RefSeq names its product protein draper-like. Lineage: Eukaryota; Metazoa; Mollusca; Bivalvia; Ostreida; Ostreidae. Gene Ontology annotation, molecular function: scavenger receptor activity. The transcript is spliced from 7 exons. Bases 1 to 783 code for a protein of 260 amino acids. The record is from RefSeq and is a predicted model, not a curated record.
AUGCAUUCAAUUUUAGUGAAAAUUAUUCUGUUUGAACUGGUAAUUGACGGGGAAGAGAGAUCAACAAUGAAAUUAAAAGCAGCAGCUAUGUCGACAAAAAACUUUACGUGUUCAGCAGGACUUACUGGAAACAACUGUAGCAUUCCGUGUCGCUAUCCCAGUUUUGGCCAUUUCUGUCAGAGCAAAUGCAACUGUAACAACUCCAGUUGCAACGCUGUAACUGGUUGUAUUGAGGGCUCUCCAACGUUAUACCCUGUUUCAAAAUCGUCACCAGUCGUGGAGUCAUCUCAUUUCCUUGAUAAAAAAAUCACAACCCCAAAACUUUGCCCAGUUGGGUACUUGGGCCCAGAAUGUAAGAAAACUUGCAGACAUCCAAGCUACGGUAGUGGAUGUCAGAUGAAGUGUAACUGUACAGAAGAACUUUGUGACCACGUGAAUGGAUGUAAGAAUAUUACUAUUGAACGUUAUAACAGCUCUGAAUUUGACGAAUUUUGUCCCUGCAAUCAGUUUGAAGAUGGCUGUCCUAAGAUUUGUAAUUGCACUGACGGUAUUGAUGACCACAUAUCAAACUGUAAUGUGUCAGAUUACAAAGACAACAAAAGGAACAAUUCAUAUACUUUGCGAAUUGCCAUCAUCACUAUUGGGGCCAUCGACUUAUUCGUAUUAUUCAUCUACAUCUGCGUGCAUAUUAGAACCAAAAAUGAGGAAAACAAAUAUCAAGUCCAACAUGUUGGUCUUAUUAUUAACAGGGAUCAUUUAUAUGAAAGUAUUAAUGUUGUAUAAAGUUAAGUGAUUGACCAUUUAUGACUUUUUCUUGAUAUUUGUUCAGUGUUUAGUAAUAUUACAAAUCAACAUAAGAUUAA